Molecule: messenger RNA, 3219 nt
Organism: Auxenochlorella protothecoides
Lineage: Eukaryota; Viridiplantae; Chlorophyta; Trebouxiophyceae; Chlorellales; Chlorellaceae
Product: Regulatory-associated protein of TOR 1
Exons: 12
Coding region: 1-3219 (1072 amino acids)
Biological process (GO): regulation of autophagy; TOR signaling; cellular response to starvation
Cellular component (GO): cytoplasm; TORC1 complex
Molecular function (GO): protein binding; protein-macromolecule adaptor activity
Source: RefSeq, a predicted model, not a curated record
AUGGACAGCCCCAUCACCACCCUCGGUGUGACCACCCUGUCCAUCCACCGCGUGGCCGCGACCCUGGAGAAGCUCAUCAGCCGUGUGGAGGAGCCGGGAUCCCCCUCGCUGCUCACGGAAGAGCUGUCCCGCAGGCUCUGCCUCCAGGACCCGAAGGAGCGGCUGAAGACGACGGCGGUGGCCCUGGUGGUGUGCCUCAACAUCGGCGUGGACCCGCCCGACGUGGUCCGCGUGUCGCCCUGCGCGCGCACCGAGUGCUGGAUCGACCCGCUGAGCAUGCCGGCGGCCAAGGCCCUGGACGCCAUUGGCAAGAGCCUGCAGGUGCAGUACGAGCGCUGGCAGCCGCGCGCCAAGUACAAGAUGCACCUGGACCCCACCACAGAGGACGUGAAGAAGCUGGCCACCUCCAGCCGGCGCGCGGCCAGGGGCGAGCGCGUGCUGUUCCACUACAAUGGGCACGGCGUGCCGCGCCCUACCGCCAACGGCGAGAUCUGGGUGUUCAACCGCUCCUACACCCAGUACAUCCCGCUGUCGCUGUACGACCUGCAGACCUGGCUGGGCACGCCCGCCAUCUACGUCUUUGACUGCAGCACCGCGGGCCAGAUCCUGCACAGCUUCAAGCAGUUCAUGGCGCAGCGCGCGCAGGAGGCGGAGGGCUACGCGCCUGGGGCGGCGGGCAACGGCAGCGCCUACGCGCCCUCCUCCGCGCCCUCCACCGCCAGCUCCCUCCCGGAGGGCGGGCUCCCCCCCAGCCACCCGCCCGCCGACCCCAUGCGCUCCUGCAUCCUGCUGUGCGCCUGCGGCGAGGCCGACGUGCUGCCCCAGACCGCGGACCUCCCCGCCGACCUCUUCACCGCCUGCCUGACCACCCCCAUCAAGGUGGCGCUGCGCUGGUUCUGGGCGCGCAGCGCGCCGCGCUGGCGCGACGCGCUGCCCGAGGAGGAGCUGCGCGCGGGGCUGGCGGACCGAGUGCCCGGCAAGCAGACGGACCGCAAGACGCCGCUGGGCGAGCUGAACUGGGUGUUCACCGCCAUCACCGACACCAUCGCGUGGAACGUGCUGCCGCGUGCGCUCUUCCAGCGCCUCUUCCGCCAGGACCUGCUGGUGGCCUCGCUGUUCCGCAACUUCCUGCUGGCAGACCGCGUGAUGCGCGCGCACGGCUGCACCCCCGUCUCCCACCCGCGCCUGCCGCCCACGCACCAGCACGCCAUGUGGCAGGCCUGGGACAUGGCCGCCGAGGCCUGCCUGCUCCAGCUGCCCGCCAUGCUGGCGCCGGGCAGCACGGUGGAGUACGUGCCCUCCCCCUUCUUCUCCGAGCAGCUCACCGCCUUUGAGCUCUGGCUGGAGCACGGCUCGCCGGACAGGCCGCCCCCAGAGCAGCUGCCCAUCGUCCUGCUGAGCCAGGUGCACCGCCUGCGCGCCCUGGUCCUGCUCGGCCGCUUCCUGGACAUGGGCUCCUGGGCGGUGGACCUCGCGCUCUCAGGUGCACCUGGGGUCCUGCUGAGCCAGGUGCACCGCCUGCGCGCCCUGGUCCUGCUCGGCCGCUUCCUGGACAUGGGCUCCUGGGCGGUGGACCUCGCGCUCUCAGUGGGCAUCUUCCCCUACGUGCUCAAGCUGCUGCAGACCACGGCCGCCGACCUGCGCGCCACCCUAGUCUUCAUCUGGGCCAAGAUCAUGGCCUGGGACGCCAACCCCCAGGUCCAGGGCGACCUGGUGAAGGACGGCGGGCACGUGUACUUUGUCAAGCAGCUGGACGCGCGCGGGUCUGGGCCCGGCGGCCCCGGCGCGGCGCCGCCCGCCGCCGCCGAGUCACGCGCGCAGGCCGCCUUUGUGCUGGCCGCGCUCUGCGACGGCCACCCGCGCGGCCAGCUGCUUUGCGCCAAGGCCGGCCUGCUGGGCGCGGUGCUGGGCCAGAUGCCACAGGCGCUGGCGGCGCUGGCCGCCGGCCCCGGCGCCGGCGGCGACGGUCAGAGCCGGCGCUCCAGCGCGCUGCUGGUCAAGUGGCUGGCCCUGGUGCUGGGCAAGGCGGUGGAGGGCCAGCCCGCCCUCUGCGCCGCCGCCAUGGCAGAGCAGGCGCACGACAUCGUGGCCAGGCUGCUGGCCAGCGCCGACCCGGAGGUGCGCGGGGCGGCCUGCUUCGCGCUGGGCGCGCUCAUCCAGGUGGACCCGGGCGAGGAGGAGGCGGAGGGCGAGGGCGAGGCCGCCGGCGCCCAGCCCCCGGCCUCGGAGCGCUGGAAGCAGGAGCGCGCCAUCGCCUGCAGCCUCAUGGAGAUGGUCUACGACGCCAGCCCCGUCGUCAGGGGCGAGGUGGCGUGCGCGCUGGGGCGCCUGGCUUCGGGCCAUGGCCUGCUCUUCCAGGCGGCGGCCAUCGAGGAGCUGGGCCCGCCGCACGCCACCUGGCUGCACGAUCCCUCGCCGGAGCUGGUGAAGGCCGGCGUGCACCAGGUCGAUGGGGGGCGCGAGGCGGGACUGAACGCAUGCAGGGGCCUGCAAACCUCCGGCCCGCACCGCGCCUGCCUGCAGGAGGGCGUGCACGCGGUGGACACCGGCUCCCAGCGCGUGACGGCGGUCAUGCUGGACGCGCUGCGCCCGCUGCUGGUCACCGCCGACGGCGAGGGCUGGGUGCGCGUCAGCACCCUCGUGUACGUGGCCGACAGCCAGGGCGGCGUCCGCAUCUUCGACCUCCGCGCCUCCGUCGCUGCGCCCGUGGCGGGCCUGGUCCACCUCCGCUCGCGCCUGGCGGGGCUGGCGGUGGAGCCGGGCGGCGCGCCGCACCAGCUCGUGCUCGGCUACCCCGGCGGCUCCCUGGCCUUUGCCGACCUGCGCGCCGGCGGCAGCGGCGGCGACGGCGGCCAGCAGGGCGGCGUGUGGAAGGUGGUGGAGGCGCACAGCAAGCCCGUCAUGGCGGUGCUGGCGGGGCACCCCCACGCCCCCCUCCUUGCCACGGCCACCACGGGGCAGGUGGUCAAAGUGUGGUCCCCCACGGGCGACCCGCUGGGCGUCAUCCGCGCCCACACCUCCUUCCUCUCCCACCGCCCGGGCCCCAUCACCUGCCUGGCCUGGGCGCCUUACGACCUGCACCUGGCCUCAGGGGGGCAGGACCGCGUGGCGGCCGUUUACCACGUGGGGCCGGGCGGCGGCACCGGCCUUUCCUCCUCCUCCCGGCCCCCCGCCGCGCCCAGCAGCAGCAUCGGCCUGGCGUCCUCCGCCCACCCCUGA